AUGAAAAAGUACGGAUUGAAAAUCAGGGUUCGGUCCGAGAAAAAGAAUUCAUCAUUAGCUCGACCUCCACUUCCUCCUACUCCAUCAAUAUUUGAUGAAGAUGAAGAAAACGAUGUAGACAAGGAGAUUUCUCGCCAAGCUUUAAAGACCAAUGCUCUUAAGGAAAUUGAGGAGCAACAUAAGAAAGAUUUGGAAGAGGACUCUUCUGCUUUUGCAUACGAUGAUGUUUAUGAUGCCAUGAAACAGAAAGUAGUUCUUCCACGAAUGCAUGAUCGUCAAGAGCGCAAGCCAAAGUAUAUCCGGAAUUUGAUGAAACAAUCAGACCGUAGAAAGAAAGAGAAUGAAAUAGUUUUUGAGAGAAAGCUUGCUAAAGAGAGGGAAAAAGACGAACAUCUUUUUGCAGAUACAGAAAAGUUUGCAACUGGUCCCUUUAAAAGGAAACUUGAAGAACAAAAUAAAUGGCUGGCAGAAGAAAGAUUGAUUGAACUUCGAGAGGAAAAAGAUGAUGUUACAAAAAAGAAAGACUUCAUGAGUGAUUUCUACUUCAACAUUGGCAAAAAUGUGGCAUUUGGAGCUCGAGAUAAAGAGACAAAAAGGCUCGACGAACAAAUAAAAGCAGAGGAGUUCGAGGAGCUGAGAAAAGAAGAGACAAGGGAAGAGAAUAAAUCAGAUACACCGGAGAAGGAAGUAUCGCUUAGUAGGACAAUUAUGAAACCGCAAGAAGCAGAGGAUGCAACAUUUGAGAAGAAGAUGGGUUCAAAUGGCACAGAAGAGCGAGACUCAUCAAUCAAAGCGGCAGCAAAAGAAAAACCGAAAGCCACUUACCAACACAGGAACGUCAAGGAUGCGAUUGCGGCUGCUAAAGAACGCUUAUUGGCCCGGAAGAAGGCAAAGAUAGAAGGAUAG
Molecule: messenger RNA, 906 nt
Organism: Arabis nemorensis
Lineage: Eukaryota; Viridiplantae; Streptophyta; Magnoliopsida; Brassicales; Brassicaceae
Source: the annotation of a GenBank genome assembly